Vollenhovia emeryi is the source of this 1460-nucleotide messenger RNA. RefSeq lists its product as uncharacterized. The record is from RefSeq and is a predicted model, not a curated record. The transcript is spliced from 6 exons. Lineage: Eukaryota; Metazoa; Arthropoda; Insecta; Hymenoptera; Formicidae. The coding region runs from base 20 to 961 and encodes 313 amino acids. Gene Ontology annotation, cellular component: axon; dendrite; membrane. Gene Ontology annotation, biological process: sensory perception of taste.
CACUGACGUAUUUAUUUCAAUGUACCUUUUAUUGAUAUGUAUGUACUCGUACACCGUCAACUCCAUUAAUAUCUUCGAAUUCUACAUAUUUGCGAGAUGCUUGCAAAUAAAACUUGGAUUGAUCAACAAAUUCUUGAGCGACAUCUUAACGGAUUUAUCGAAAGAAAUGAAAGCGGGCCUUUUUCAAGAUAAAAAUGUUUGCAAAAUCAUAAACGUCAAGAACUAUGAAAAACAUGUUAUUCCCACGAAUAUGAUAUUUCAAUGGCGUCAGGCGACGCAGCCUCAAAUAAAUAAUUCUAUGUCAGAGAAGUGUGAUCCGAUCGUAUUUCACAUUGAACCUCACUUUCCUUCACAAGUCAAAGAAGAAUUUCAAAACGUACUUCAGAAUCAUUCUCAAAGACGUAAUAACUCCAAAAUGACAAAAAGUCAGAAAUGUACAUUUUUAUUGCAAGUAAUCAAACAGGUGCACCUGGAGUUGUGUAAAGUAUCAAAAAUAAUAUGCACUAUUCUCGGAGUACAGGUAGCUUGGGAAAUAGGAGUAAUUAUUAUAUUUCUCAUUGAAACUUUUUAUAAGUUUUACGUCGAAUGCUUUAUGAACGAACACAAAGUCGCAGAUUUCGUGGGAGAAACAUUUGUGAAGCUGGCAUUAUGUACUCUUUACACUACACAAAUAGUUCUUUUAAGUUGCGUUUGCAAGAGCGCGGCCGAGGAGGGAAACAGAACCAUCGAAAUUAUUCAUACAAUUUAUGGUUGCAACGCAGAUGUCGACUUGCGGGAGGAGAUUCAGCAGUUUGGUAUUCAAAUUUUGCAACAUCCCAUGACAUUCUCCGUGUUCGGUCUUACUCUGGAUAAUCAAGUCUUAAGCAUGAUUUUGAAAACUGUUACGACCUACAUGGUUAUCAUGGUAGAAGUGAGCAAUACACUGGAAUCAAACAAUGCUAUAGAAUAUUCACAUUUUUAAAGAGUUGUAGAUAUUAUUAAAUAAUUUAUUCAUUCCGACACAGGUCUACAGUCCAGAGCCUUGACCUCCUAGCUUCAGCCUUUAGAUAUCCCCAUCCCUCGAUAUCAUCCUCCAGCACCUCACUCCAAGCAUGUCUCUAAAUUCUUAUUCUCUUAUCUCAAUGGUGUCCCUCAUAUCGUUUUUCUCACUUUUUUCCUACUUCCUAAUAGUCCUACACGGAACUUUGUCUCUCUUUCAUGCGCUGCACGUCUCGACCAAUUAACUCUCUGCAAGAGUGUAUCUAACUAAUCUUUAGAUUUCUUCAUUUUCACAAUGAUCAACUUUAAGACUGCACUAUAACGCGAGUUCGCCUUUCGUUAAAUAUGUAAAGAGUUAGGCGGUACAAAGUAAUCGAAUGACAAUAAUAAUACAAGUAAGUGAUCAUACGAUAGAGUUUAUUUUGAUGUGUUUAUUUUGCGGGGAGGCCAGAUCGAUUAAAUGAAUACAGUCAGGUGAUUAA